Mizuhopecten yessoensis (Yesso scallop) is the source of this 2565-nucleotide messenger RNA. RefSeq names its product dentin sialophosphoprotein-like. Bases 121 to 1680 code for a protein of 519 amino acids. Lineage: Eukaryota; Metazoa; Mollusca; Bivalvia; Pectinida; Pectinidae. The transcript has 2 exons. The record is from RefSeq and is a predicted model, not a curated record.
UCAUACUGUUUACCGGUGAUGGUAGCGGGACAGUGUUGUACACAGGAUAAAUGAUAUAUCACGGAAUAACGGUCUUAUGACAGGAUUGUCUCGUGUUGACAUCUCGUGCAUUGCACGCGCAUGGAAGGUUUUCAAGUCACAAAGAUGUUUCGCUGGUUGAAAGACAAGAAGAAACAACCAAGAAAGGCAGGUGACAAAGACAAAUCUAUCGAGGAUGAUUAUGGUUUUAGGAAAGAUCAGUCCAGGAAUCCCACAGACGCUUUACCGGAAUUCAUCAGUGAUUAUGGAUUUAAUAACGGGACGUGCAUGAGGAUACCCGCAGAUAUCGUGAGACCCGUCACGUGUGUGAGAGUUCCCACGAGAGUGCCAAUCAAUGGUGUUCCGGCAGUGAACAAUGAUCCCGCUUACCACAUCUACGAGGAGAUUAACGACCUUCAUGACCUACCUUUAUCUUUAGUAGAUAACAGGAAUCUGCAAACACAAAACAAUGGUGCUUUUACUCAUAAUGCAAAUUCAUGGAGUUCGAUUUCUUUACACAACCAAUCCAAUCGCAUUUCGGCGGACGGACGUAUACAAAAUAGGACGAAUGUAAACGAGUCUUCGGAUGUAUUUUUACCCAAAAGAUCAAAUGUCAAUUCCACAGAAGGACCUUAUAUGGUUGUACCUAUUGUGUGUAAAACAGACGACAAAUCAAAACGCAAAGACUGUGUUUGUGACAUAUCCAUUGUUUCGAACAGGUUCACGUGCGCUUGCAAGUGCCGGAAACAAUUUAAGAAAUCCGAGUCAAACUACAGCGAACCUUGGGAUAGCAGUGAAAGCUCGUGUUCUGUCGGGUUCGUGAGUCGGAAAAAUUCAUCACAUGAAAAAAAGUCGAACUCUCAGACACAUCGUCAUGACAGUACGCGCUCCUACGUCACAUCAAACUCAAGUGAAUAUAGUUCUAGUUCUGCCAAAAGUUCAAUCGCUUCCAGGUCAUCUGGACCGGAUAUGGACGGAAAUGAUACUUGUUGCGAGUAUGACAUGAGUACGUCAAGUGAAUCUGAUGUCGCGGAGGAAUACCGUUCCCAUUUAGAUAAAGUGCAUCAGAACUUAAUUCUCAAGGAACAGGUUCGAAACAUAAUCCACUCGCUAAGCAACAGUGGUAAUGUUACAGAAGACAGUACUAAUACUCUGGAAAGGGGGUCGGACGUUGAGUCUGUCCGAACUGUGUCAAGUCUGUCCGGACGGUCGUCACAACCCACACUCAGUACUGGGGAAGUGUCGGACCCGGAUGUACUAGCUGACCGAUCAGAAUCUGACGAUAGUAGUGGAUAUUAUGAAUAUUCAGAGGAAAGAAACGGAAACAGUUGUUCAGAUGAUGCUUCGCAAGCGCAGACAUCUUCGAAAUCAGAAUCUCACAAAUCUCACCACAAGCACAAAUCUCACAAAACAAAACACAAAAAGUGUCCAUUUGAGGUAAAAAGCUCCAUACUUGAAGACACAGAAAUGUACCUUUUACCUUCAAGUAGGAAAGACUCCGAAUGUGAUAACGUCCGAGUGUACCGAAAGCCUUUACUACUUCCGCCUCAACAGACAUUGAUUUACCAGGAUCCAAACAGAUCUAAAACAAGGAAUGGGAACAGGCUUUUGGGUGACCUGAUCCGUAUGAACUAUGACAAACAACACAUGAUACGCGUGUAGCGUGUGUCUUUUGUGAUACUCGUGUAGCCUGUGUCUUUUGUGAUACGCGUACUGGUGUAACCAAGAUGCGCGUGAGACAUUCCGAGUGUUCGUUGUGUUGAUCGUUUUGGAUGAAAAUUACUUGUGUAAUUUAAUUUCUCCAUGGAACGAUCUUCUUUUUGGAUGAAAAUAUUUACUGACUUUCUUGAAAUUCAAAUUUCUCCAUGGAAUAUUGCAUGCUGAUAAAUUUAGUAAAUCUACAAAGCAAGUGAAACUUUGGGGGAAACAUAAGGUUCAUUCUUUAUACUGUAGAACAUUGGACCCUUCUUAAUACAAUGAUAUCAUAAAACUACCAUGCAUUUUAAUUUUAUCAGCCCAUCUUCUUAUUUUCAAAAUACUACGAAAAUGAAGAAAUUUAACAUUUAUUGUAAUUUGGAGCAAUUUUUCGGGGAAAGUUUCUCUGGAAAUAUUUUAUUGAUGUGUUUAGAAUGAAAACUAGUCGAUCACAUAUCCCGUAAAACCGAAAAUAGUGUAAGUCAGUUCUUCAAUUGUAUACAAUGUAACAUACUUUGUGUUUACAAAUGGAUUCUACAAGAACGUUUAUUUUUUUAUCUCAAAUACACUCAAAGUGAGAAUUAUGAUAAAUAUCAUUGAGGUGCUGUCUAGAUUGAAUGGAAAGAAAUGGAAAAUAAGUAUCGUAGAGAAAUAGAAUAUUGAAUGUGUUUGGAGUAUCGCGAGAAAGGAUGUGUCAAGCUUAGUCGCCAUGUUUAAAUAUAUGUGUGAGAGUGAGAUAUAAGUAUGACUUGGAGUUGAGAGAUUUAUAUACACAAAUAUGUAAUAUAUUAACGAUUUAGAUUUGAUCUUGCAAUAAUGAGACAGAAAUUAAUCGCUAUUAAAAUAUGAAAA